UUUGUUAUAGCUAUCUUGUAUUAGUUUAGUUACAGAGCAUUCGAUUCAAUAGAUAAAAUAAUAGUCUCAUCAUGUCGGUUCAUCCAGAGAUGGUGGCACUACCCUCUGGUUUAUACCAAGAUAACAAAUUUUUCCCAAUAAACUCUUAUCAAUAUAGCAAAGCGAGCAAUAAACUCUUAUAUCUCGCCAUCUCUCUCCCUCUCUCUCAAAAAUUGAUUGUUUUAUUUUUCAGUCGAUCGGUCUCCAUUCCUCCGGACGCACGCACGUCCCAGAAUAAAAGCCGUCCCGAACUCCCCUACCCACCGUCUAUUAUAAAUGCCACUAUAAUAAGACCGGUCCUUAAACGAGCAACCCCAUGCAUGCAGCCUCCGCCGCACGCGGAGGCAAACAACAAAACGAGACCAACCAAAAACGAAGACAAGGAAAGCCGGCCGGGACGAGGUAUACGUAGGAUAGAAUCGAACUCACAUGCUUCAAAUGAGCGAACCUCUCUGCCUUUCUUGAAGGAGAGAUGUCUUCGAGGGUAAUCGUGGGUGCAAUCCUGUUGAUCUCAGCAUGGGGCUCCAUGGGCGUGAGCCUGGAGGAUGGCGACGAGGCGGUGCUCCCCGGGGACACGCUCCCCUGCCUCGAGAGGCUGCUGCCGUGCCAAGAGUACCUGAACCACGAGAAGCCCCCGCAGAUUUGCUGUAAAGUGGUAGGAACGGUUCUUGCCGCAGUUCCCCGUUGCUUCUGCACCCUCUUCAACAAUCCCGAAGUCGUAGAGAACCUGCACACCACCAGGGAGGAGGCCCUCAAGCUGCCUGACAAGUGUAGCUACAACAAUAACCUAACCUCCUGGUGCAACAAUUUAACUUAUGUAGCCAAGGUUGAAUCAUCAUCAAGGAAGUUUCCAACUGUGACAGAAGCACCUGUUCCUAAUGGGUUGACGCCAACAAAAGCACCGACCAUGCAUCUCAUGACAGGAUUGACAAGUUUGGACGUUAUACUUGGGGUUAGCAGCGUGCUUUUGCUCAUCCUCGAGGUCUAGGUUCAGACUUUCUCCCGUAUGGUAAUACGGAGGGAAGGUUGUAUAGUAGGAAAGAAAAUUUUCCAAGAAUGUGUUUGUAGUGGUGCUUUGGCCACUCAGGCACUCUGAUGGUUUUCAAAGUUUGAUGCUGUAUUGUUUUUUAUUUUAAGCUUAAUUAGUCUACCUCACUCCUUUUUUAGAAGUAAACUUGAAAUUGCUAGCUGUAUUGAUCCUUUUAAUGGCCUGAUCAAUAUGAGGCAUAUGCAUACUUUUAUCUGUCAAAGUGAUUUAUGUG
Phoenix dactylifera (date palm) is the source of this 1301-nucleotide messenger RNA. The record is from RefSeq and is a predicted model, not a curated record. NCBI's taxonomy places the organism in Eukaryota, Viridiplantae, Streptophyta, Magnoliopsida, Arecales, Arecaceae.